AUGUUGGAAUCAGAAGGCGAGAUCCAACCCCCGCCAGCCCUGAACCUCUCCAGCCAGCCAGUCAAGGAGCGGCUGGCGCUCAGGCCAGGGAAGGUGUCUGGGCUGAGCCUGGACCGGCGAAAGCCAGCCUGGCCUUGUUCCACACUCACCAGCCUCCGGGAAGCACGUCUGCACGGCGUCUGCUCAAACUCGCAGCCGCUGGGCGCAGCCCGCACCCGGAAGCUGGACUCCACAGGCCGCCAGCAUUCCCCAGGUGGCAUGUGCUCUGCUCCUGGUUGCCCAGGUUGUCCAGGGGACCCUGAGGUGCUACAGAAGGGACUUACCCAGGCCCUGCACCGCACACCAGGGGCUCGAUCACAGUCUUUGUGGGGCCGUGCUCGUCUCCCCAUCAUCACCAGGGGUCGCCCUCGGCCGUGGAAUGCCGCUCAGCUCCCCGUGGUGUCGCCGCACCGGGUCAGGGGACGCGGCGACUUGGCACAAUAUUCCCCAGCCUGGAGAGAAGAUGCCCCCAGUACUCCUCUGCCUGCCCCAGGGAGCUGGAGACACAGGCAGCCCUUCUUCAAGGCCCAGGAGGAGGAGGUGGUGGAGGUGGAGGAGGAGGAGGAGGAGGACAAAUAUGAGCUGCCCCCUUGUGAGGCUCUGCCCCUCAACAUAGCCCCUGCACAUUUCCCCGGCUCUGAGCAGGAUUCUGUGUACCUGGCUAAGGGCAUCGGUCAGUCUACAGGAGGUACUGCAGCAGGGACUGCCCUAUGCCAGGCAAGCAGUCCCCCGAGUCAGGACGGGAGGCUGAGGAGACCCUUCUCUGCCAGGACCCGCUACUCUAAGGCACCUGGAGUGCCAGGCUCCCCAAAGAAACCUGCUGAAGACCUCUACCUGGAAUGUGACCCCAGUCCAGGCCCAUCAAAACCCCACAGGAAGCUCGAAAUGCAGCAGCGAGCGUCACCUCUAAAGCUCCAUAAUCUUUUUCUUCCAGCAGGAAGGACACCAUCUCUUCCACCUUUAGCCCCCACAAGGAACCCCUCAGGCGAGGACAGCGGCCUGCUGGGUCAGCCCUGGUACUCAGGCAACUGUAACCGCCACGCUGUUGAGAGCGCUCUUCUCCGUCUGCACAAGGACGGCGCCUACACUGUGCGCCCCAGCUCAGAGCCGCAGGGCUCCCAGCCGCUCACCCUGGCAGUGCUCCUCCACGGGCAUGUCUUCAACAUCCCCAUCUGCUGGCUGGAUGAUGGGCACCACUAUGUGCUGGGCCGGGAGGGCAAGAACAAGGAGCACUUCGCCUCCGUGGCUGCCAUGGUCCAGCACUACACGCAGCACCCCCUGCCCCUGGUGGACAGACACAGCGGCAGCCGCCAGCUCACCUGCCUCCUCUUCCCCACCAAGCCCUGA
Molecule: messenger RNA, 1386 nt
Organism: Elephantulus edwardii (Cape elephant shrew)
Lineage: Eukaryota; Metazoa; Chordata; Mammalia; Macroscelidea; Macroscelididae
Product: B-cell linker protein-like
Exons: 17
Coding region: 1-1386 (461 amino acids)
Biological process (GO): cell surface receptor protein tyrosine kinase signaling pathway; intracellular signal transduction
Cellular component (GO): cytoplasm
Source: RefSeq, a predicted model, not a curated record